Messenger RNA from Pseudomassariella vexata, 494 nucleotides. RefSeq lists its product as uncharacterized. NCBI's taxonomy places the organism in Eukaryota, Fungi, Ascomycota, Sordariomycetes, Amphisphaeriales, Pseudomassariaceae. The transcript has a single exon. Bases 203 to 448 code for a protein of 81 amino acids. The record is from RefSeq and is a predicted model, not a curated record.
UGAGGCGUUGCAGCGUGCAACCUGUCUAUGUUCUGCAUUAAUGAGUAGCUCUAUGACGCCAGCUAGAGCGCUCUGCCAGGUCUCGUUCCUUUCCAGCCGCCGAGCCUUUAUUUGGGGCGGGGAGUGUAGUGGACAGCGGAGCUGUGAGCGUGGGUCAUGGACUGUGGCCGUCACCAUAAAUUGUGAAGGUAUCCGGUCUUAGAUGCCGUUCGAUCAUCUUUUUUUUCUUUUUUUUUCUGCAGCUGUUGACAGAACCAGGGGUAAAAAUUGCAGAACGUAUCGAGACGCAGAUGAAAUCGUUAGCAGAGAUGUCACCAGAAACGCAAUCGUAGAUGACAGGGGACCCAAGCUUCGGGUUCGCAACUCCUCAUCGACGGUGGCUGGGAGAAGCUUGUCUAUGAGGACGAGGUUGGCAUACCAAGAGAAGAGAGCCGGGUUCUGCAGCUAACGUAAGCCUGCAGCGACCGUAGUGUGAAGUCGCCCGAGGAGUAGCA